GCGGUUUUACAAGAACAGUUGAUCAGGUGUCACAGCCGGUUGCUCAUAUUUAUACCCGUUCAACCGGUCGGCUGCAGUGCACACUGCUACUGCUUCCUCUUAUUUACUAGCAAAGGGUGGUUCUUGCAUGCUAAAAAAUGAAUCCCCUUUCCUUUUUUACUACGAUACUGGCAUGCUGCUCCUGUGCUUUGGCAAUUCCGGGACCAUGGGAUCUCAUGCAGGACGCGCUGGACCUGAAGAACACCAAGAUUACAGGCUACUUCCGGAUUGAAGCGCUGAUCCUCACCAUGCAGAAUCCACGCGGCACCACCAGGCGCUGGAUGCCGUGCGACUUAGUUGCCGGGAAGUGCGAUCCUUUGAUCAAAGUUGCCAUCGACUAUCAUACCCCCAACUACGACUUUGGAAAGGAUUCCGUUCCGUACGGCCGGUUUUUGACUAUUUGGGAUGGAAGUGGUGAAAACAACGUCGACAUCAAUAAAAUCGUCAGCAAAGACGUCUGCAAUCAUAGUACACGUAAAGUCAAUGUGCGAAUAUUGGCAAAAGAUAAAGAUGUUAUUCGGGACGACACUAUCGAUCACUGGAGCUGUUUUAUCCAAACGACACCUCCGCCGGCAGAAAGUGAGCAGACUGCCCAGUGGUCAGAGGAGAAAACAUGCAGCGGCCACAACAGUGCGCAUAAAAUUACCUGGAAAUACCGAUGGUUCUACGUACCGCAGGAUCAAUGCAAGGAAGUUGAUGGCAGCAGUGGUAUCAUUCGUCGGUACAUUCCAUUGUGGGGCAAGAAAUAAAUAUUCUCUUUAAGCUGCUAAAAUUGAUGUUUACCGGUUAACUCUUUCUAAUCUUGUUGUUUACGAACCAACCAUUUCGCGCAAAGUUGUAAACAAGGUUGCGCUUGCGGGCUGAUGCAGUAUUUGUUCCAUAAAAUUGAUUUUGAUACAUUAGUAAAAAAUCACAGUUCACAAGGUGGACACAGUUCUGUUGUCAAACCAUGAAUUGCCGUGAAUUUUUUAUUUAACUUUCAUGGAAUGCAGUAAGAAAUGCCGCAAUGAGUUAACGCAGAUCUGUACCUCAAGAUUGUACUGAUCACUGUUGAAUACGGGAUUUCGCGGUUAUGCAUAAGAUUGGUCGAAGUGGACACCAAUCGGAUUGAAAUGGUUAAUAAAUCGUUUAUCUUAAA
Molecule: messenger RNA, 1177 nt
Organism: Paramacrobiotus metropolitanus
Lineage: Eukaryota; Metazoa; Tardigrada; Eutardigrada; Parachela; Macrobiotidae
Exons: 4
Coding region: 138-788 (216 amino acids)
Source: RefSeq, a predicted model, not a curated record